CUUCUUAAAUUGAGUUUCAAGGAACCGAAACGGAUUUGUGGGCUUCCGUUCUGACGUCAGAACAUUAGACGAACCCACGUGGUUAAUAAAAAUACCAUGGCGGCUGGAUUCAAAACUGCUGAGCCCUUGGAAUAUCACCGGAGUUUUCUGAAAGAGAACUGCCGUCCUGAUGGAAGGGAGCUGGGUGAAUUCAGAACCACUACAUUGAAUAUAGGUUCUAUAUCCACAGCAGAUGGCUCAGCCCUGGUGAAGAUUGGAAACACCACAGUCAUGUGUGGCAUCAAAGGGGAACUGACAAGCCCAGCAGUGGAUGCACCUAAUAAAGGCUACAUUGUACCCAAUGUAGACCUGCCUCCUCUGUGUUCGUCUCGGUUCCGUCCUGGACCUCCAGGAGAACAGGCUCAGGCCGCCAGCCAGUUCAUCGCUGAUGUCAUAGAGAGCUCUGCCGUCGUCCAGAAAGAGGACUUAUGCAUUGUGAAAGGAAAGCUGUGUUGGGUCCUGUACUGCGACAUCAUGUGUCUGGACUAUGACGGCAACUUGUUGGACGCCUGUCUCAUCGCCCUGCUGGCUGCUCUCAAGAACGCACGUCUCCCAGAGGUGACAGUCAACAAAGAGACCGAGGUUCCUGAGGUGACCCUGGAGAACAGGAGAGGUCUGAACAUCCACAAACACCCUGUAGGGGCCUCUUUCAUUGUGUUUGAUGACUCUAUAAUGAUUGUCGACCCCACCGCUGAGGAAGAGAGCCUGUCUACGGCCACUAUCACAGUGGUAACGGACGAGGAAGAGCGACUCUGUGCCCUCCACAAGCCAGGUGGUACGUCAUUAUCAGGUGAGAAGCUUCAGGAUUGUAUCAGCCGAGCCACGACGAGACACAGGGAGGUCCGCAAACUCAUCGACAAAGUCACACAGAGCGACAAGACACCGAAAUAAACACACACACACACACUUAUUUUUCUCUAAAAGUUGUAUUUUCCUGUCAAUAUAUAUUUUCUUUAUCACAACAAACUGCUGAUAAAGACCAUUUAAAACAUUCUGCCUCAGUGUCCCAGAAAUGUCUCACACAAAUAUACACUUGUUCUUGACUGCCCAGCCAUCCCACCCUCCCACACUAGUACAAGAAAAUGCCGUAUGAAAAACGCACUCAGCAAUUGCAUGCUGGGAAAACAAGUUCUCUGUGUUCGGCGUCAUGAUCAUCUUCCCGCAGAGAGAGCUAUUCUAUGACCGUAAAAUGGCACACUAUUUCCUACAUAGUGCACUAGUUUUAACCAGAGCCUGAUCAACAGUAGCACACUAUGAAGGGAAUAGUGACCCAUUUUCAGAUGCACCCAAAGCCAUGGAGAAUCGGGCACGGUCGUUGACGAGGAGUCUGAGUUGUGCUGUCCGUCCAUGAGUUAGGCUCUGUUCGAGUCGCCGCAGGGGGGGCAUAACAGGACAGCCGUCAGGGGGGAGGAAACACCUCCCACUAACAAAAGAACACAUCUUAAUUUCCUAACACAUUUCAAAAAUAGGUUUAUUUUAAAAACGGUGGGUUCUCUGUUUCUAAAAAACAGUUCUAUGGUCGUCAGGACAACCUGAUUCGGGCUCACACCAACCAAAAGCAUAACACUCUACACCCAUAACCUCUCAAUAUGGUCAACACACCGUUAUGACCCAUGUAUUUAUCCCGGUUGUGAUAUUGUGUUAUUUUAUGGCUGGUCAAAACCCACACUAACUCAAGUCAGUUUUUUUCCCCAGGCAAAGUUCCUUUAAAAAAAAAA
This is a messenger RNA of Oncorhynchus mykiss (rainbow trout), 1757 nucleotides long. It is a transcript of the gene exosc8, whose product is annotated as exosome component 8. Gene Ontology annotation, cellular component: cytoplasmic exosome (RNase complex); nuclear exosome (RNase complex). Gene Ontology annotation, molecular function: mRNA 3'-UTR AU-rich region binding. Gene Ontology annotation, biological process: TRAMP-dependent tRNA surveillance pathway; nuclear-transcribed mRNA catabolic process, deadenylation-dependent decay; nuclear mRNA surveillance. The record is from RefSeq and is a predicted model, not a curated record. NCBI's taxonomy places the organism in Eukaryota, Metazoa, Chordata, Actinopteri, Salmoniformes, Salmonidae.